Fraxinus pennsylvanica is the source of this 1911-nucleotide messenger RNA. The record is from the annotation of a GenBank genome assembly. NCBI's taxonomy places the organism in Eukaryota, Viridiplantae, Streptophyta, Magnoliopsida, Lamiales, Oleaceae.
AUGGCAGCUACCACCACUCGUCUCAAGUUCCAAACUCAGCCUGUUAAGUCUAAACGCCGCCGCUGCCGUGAAACUACCAUUACAGCCUCCUCCGCUGCCACCCCUACCCCUUCAGUUUCGUCUGCUACCACGUGUCAGCAAAGCCGUAGAUUUGACACGCCGAUUGUAGUUUCCCCUGAAAAUUCUUGGUGCUGCCCUGCUUCUAAACCCCCACCUCCGCCGCUGUCACCUCCGGCCGAGGGUACGGUUGCAUCAUCGUCAUCAUCACUGUCUCGCUCUUCAUCAGAUCUGAAGAUCUAUAACUCGCCUGCUACUAUGGACUCCUACUCCACCGCGACUACCAUCUACGGUUGUGGUGCCGCCGGCGGAGGCGUCGCACCUCAGGAUAAUUUUCCGUCGUCCUUAAGCAAAUUUAACUCCGCGCUCACGGCGGGUCUUCUUAACCCAAUGUCUCCUCCUCCUUUAGUGGAUAAGACUCGUUCAAGCCCAACCCUAUUUGAAAUGAUGGCCAAUGAGCCAGAUUGCCAACCCAGAGCCACAAACCUAAUUCAAAACGCCAUUGUUUCGACUCAAAAUCAUCAGACCUCAAAGAUUUCAAUAAACCCACCUCCACAAGACAGACAGGCGUUAAUGCACCAGCGUCUGAUGGAUCUUUUGGAAUUGAGAAGCCCUGGGAAUCAGUUUAACGAUGCAGGAUCAGGGGAUGUGAAGCUGACUUUGAGUUCAAAGGAUGGUCUGACUAUUUCCAUGAGCGUUCAUAGGCAGAUUCUUGUAGCUCACAGUAGAUUUUUUGCUCUGAAAUUGAAUGAGAGAUGGAUUAAGCAGCAGAGGAGCUCUGGGCCGUACGACGUUGAGAUUGCUGAUUGCGAUGAUAUCGAGGUUUACAUUGAGACUCUGAGGUUGAUGUAUUGUAAGGACUUGAGGAAGAAACUCAUGAAAGAGAAUGUUCCCCGAGUCCUCGGAAUUCUCAAGGUGUCUGCAGCAAUUGGGUUUGAUGCAGGUGUGCUGUCUUGUUUGGAGUACUUGGAGGCUGCUCCAUGGGCCGAAGACGAGGAAGAGAAGGUAGCUUCACUGUUAUCAGAGCUUCGGCUUGAAGGGAUUGGAGCAGGGGAAGUUUUGAAGAGGGUUUCUCUUGAUGUCACAUCAGGAGUUGAUGAUAGGAGUGACAACGAAGAAGUGCUUAUCAAGCUAUUGCAGGUCGUUCUCGAAGGAAAAGAUGAGAAAGCGAGGAGAGAGAUGAAAGUUCUGGUAACCAAAAUGCUACGUGAGAACUCAUCGCAAAAUGAUUUAAGGAAGGAGUCUCUGUACUCAGCUUGCAAUGGAUGUUUGCAACUGCUCCGCCUUCAUUUUCUACAGGCAGCAGAAUCUGACAUGCAGAAUGUUGGUCAGAUAGCACGGCAGGCAGAUAAUUUGCACUGGCUAUUGGAUAUUCUGAUUGAUAGACAGAUUGGUGAGGAUUUUUUAACGAUAUGGGCAUCUCAGUCUGAAUUGUCUAAAGCACAUUCUAAAGUGCCCGCAAUCCAUAGGUACGAGGUUAGUGGAGUUACUGCUAGGCUGUUUGUUGGCAUUGGGAAGGGGCAACUAUUGGCAUCCAAAGAUGCCAGGUGUGCGCUUUUGCAGACAUGGUUGGUACCAUUUUAUGAGGAUUUUGGGUGGAUGAGGAGGGCAUCAAAAGGUCUUGACAAGCAUUUAAUUGAGGAUGGUCUUAGCAACACUAUACUGACUUUGCCCCUGGCCUGGCAGCAGGAAAUUUUAAUGUCAUGGUUUGAUCGAUUUCUUAAUUCAGGCGAUGAUUGUCCGAAUAUCCAGAGAGGCUUUGAAGUCUGGUGGAGAAGGGCAUUCUGGAGGCGUAACGUUGAGCCUGAGAGGCCUCGUCAAAUACGGGUCAUGACUGCUACAAUAGAGAACUGA